Labrus bergylta (ballan wrasse) is the source of this 1781-nucleotide messenger RNA. RefSeq names its product olfactory receptor 6N2-like. Gene Ontology annotation, molecular function: G protein-coupled receptor activity; odorant binding; olfactory receptor activity. Gene Ontology annotation, biological process: G protein-coupled receptor signaling pathway; detection of chemical stimulus involved in sensory perception of smell. The record is from RefSeq and is a predicted model, not a curated record. Lineage: Eukaryota; Metazoa; Chordata; Actinopteri; Labriformes; Labridae. Gene Ontology annotation, cellular component: membrane.
ACAACUCAGGAAAGUGUCAGUACUCUGUAGUACACAUACAACAUGACACAAUGCUUCAGUGUUAGCUAUUUAGCAGUUAGCAAAACAGAUCUCCGUGUUUACUCACAACUGGAGGCUUAAUGUAAUCUUCAUAAACAGAAAUAUCUCUUCAUAAAAAUACAUUCAAACAAUAUAUGACAUGUUACUUACGGACAUAUCAACUCCAAGGUAUAAACGUAAGGAGGUAACUGAGCUGCAUGCACACUGGAGUCUGUUCUGUGUAAAUUAAACUAAACUGAGGGUGAAAAUGAAACUUAAGAAAACACAAGCGAUACACAAAGUGUCCACCAGGUUGGCGGUAAAAUGCCAGUAAGGCUGUUUGUACAGGAAUCAGAAUACGUAUCAUAGAGGGUUAAAGUCUUCUGGUUUCCACUGAGGUCUGCUGAGAGUCAGAGAGUCUUGUACUAUAUAGUCUCUGACUCAGACUGUUAGUUUACUCGCAUAUGCAGAGGGACCUGGUCAGUAUCUUUCUACUACGAUUUCAAUCUGACUGUUUGAAUUGUUCACUGUAAAACUUUCUUCUCACUUUAUUAAUUUACACUUGUUAUACAAAUGUGUUGAACAAUGGUUUCAUUGACUGCAUUCUUCAUGAAUAAUGAAUUCAAUAGAACAUAUCUAACUCUGGAUGGGUUUGUUCAAGUCCAUAAAUACAGAUAUCUGUAUUUUGUGAUCAUAUUGACACUGUACAUUCUUAUAAUCGUCUUUAAUUUCACCAUUGUGUAUCUUAUAUGGACUCAUAGAAACCUUCAUGAGCCGAUGUAUAUUUUCAUUGCAGCUCUGUUACUGAACUCUGUUCUAUUCAGCACUAAUGUUUACCCAAAGCUUUUGGUUGACUUUUUAUCUGAGAAACAAAUCGUAUCAUAUUCAGCAUGUCUUUGUCAGGCAAUACUUUUUUACGCUAUAGGUGGUUCAGAGUUUCUACUGUUGUCAGCCAUGGCCUAUGAUAGAUAUGUGUCCAUAUGUAAACCUCUGUUAUAUCCAACCAUUAUGACAAAAACAACUGUUAUAUAUCUUCUUGUUCUUGCUUGGCUUCUUCCUCCUCUUGUACUUUUGGGGUCUGCCAUAUACUAUUCUCGUAGAAAGGUCUGUGAUUUUUCUUUGGCAGGACUUUUUUGUAACAAUUCAAUUGUAAAUCUUCUUUGUGUAAAAACAAGACUUAUGUUGAUAGUUAGUUUUUUCAAUAUGUGUAAUCUUUUAGUUCUACCUGUGAUCUUCAUACUCUUUACAUAUGCCAGGAUAUUUCUGAUAUCCUAUCAUAGCUGUAAAGAAGUCAGGAAGAAAGCUGCAGAGACCUGUUUGCCCCACUUGAUGGUUUUGUUAAGCUUUACCUGUUUGUGUGUGUUUGAUAUCAUCAUAAUAAGAGUUGAUUCUGAUUUUCCAAAAACAGCCCGAUUUGUAAUGACUUUACAAUUGGUUUUGUAUCAUCCUCUCUUUAACCCAAUCAUGUAUGGCCUAAGAAUGAAGGAAAUUUAUAAACACCUCAAGAGGUUGUUCUGGUAAGACAAACUGUAAAACGUGUUGAAUAGCACUGUAUUUUGCAUUUAUUUGUUUAUAUACCGUAUAUAUAUAUUUAUAAUGCUUAUGCCUCCGGGCCACUGGUUUUCAAAGAUCACUGGCCCAGCCAUUGUAACCGCAGGGCGCUGGCCCAGGAACUCUACUUUUUAUUCGAAAAAUAACAGUCACCAAUUUACUCUUGAACCAUUCUGAUGCAAAAGUAAAUUACAACUUUUAUUUCAUUAAUU